This is a messenger RNA of Auxenochlorella protothecoides, 1197 nucleotides long. Its product is annotated as WD repeat-containing protein 13. Gene Ontology annotation, molecular function: protein binding. The transcript has 4 exons. The coding region runs from base 1 to 1197 and encodes 398 amino acids. Lineage: Eukaryota; Viridiplantae; Chlorophyta; Trebouxiophyceae; Chlorellales; Chlorellaceae. The record is from RefSeq and is a predicted model, not a curated record.
AUGCCCAACGUGGGCCUCCAGGCCUACUUAUGGAACCGACUCCCCGAGGAUGCCCGCGUGAAGCGCCUGCUCUGGCAGCAGAAUGCGGGCACGUAUAAGGGGUACCGCGCCUACAUCCAGCAUGUCAAGGGGGCGGGGUUCCCCGAGGUGGGCGCCGAGGAGGUUCUGCGCGCCCACUCCACGGGGGAGUGGACAGCCCAACAGGAGGACCCCAGCAGCCCCCGGCCCGCCCCAUCCUCCCCAACCACCACCCCCCUCCCCACCCCGCGCAUCGACUUCCACCACGCUUUCAGCGCGGCGCGCAGUCCGGUGUCCCAGCUGCGCUUCGGCCGCCUGACGCGCGACCUGCUGGCCUGGGGCGACGACGCCGGCGCGGUGUUCGUGGCGGCCCUGGGCGCCUCGCCGCGCGUGCUGCUGGCGCUGCGUGGCGGGCACGCCGCCCCCGUCACCGACCUGGACUGGAGCGGGGACAACGGCCUGCUGGCCUCCUGCUCCGCCGACGGGUCGGCCUGCCUGUGGGAGGCCGGCACGGGAGCGCUGCUGCGCCGGUUCCCGCCCGGGGUCGCGGGGGACGCGCCCCUGCUGUCCCUCCGCCUCCACCCCGUCAACCAGAACCUGGUGCUGGUGGGCACGGGGGCGGGGGAGGUCCUGGUGCUGAACGCGAGCACGGGGCAGUGCACGGCGCGCGCGCCGCCGGCGGCGCCGGGCGCCGCCGCCGCGCGGCUGGAGGUCGCCACCGACGUCGUGCACGUCGCGGCCAGCGAUGGCACGCUGAGCGCGCUGAGCACGCUGCUGCCAGGCAGCACGGGCGCGCUGCGCCUGGGCCUGCAUGCCGAGCUGGCGCGCGACGGCCAGCUCAGCCUGCACCCCCUGCCCGAGCGCGGGCACGCGCUGGGCGCGGCCCAGCGCUUCCGCCUGCCGCGCGGGCCCUACGCGCCGCGUGCCGCGCUGGGCGGCGGCGGCUUUCGGGCCGGGCGCGGCACGCUGUGUGCGCUGGGCCGCGCCGACGCCACCGUGCACGUGCACGUGCUGGAGGCGGGCGGGGCGACGAAGCAGGCGCGUGGCGUAGGGGAGCCGGCGUGCAUGCUGCGGGGCCACGCGGCGGCGGUGGCGGCGGCCGCCUGGGCCUUUGACGAGUCGUGCCUGGCCUCGGCCGACGUGGGCGGGGACGUGCUCGUCUGGCACGUGCAGGCCUGA